AUGAAUCUUGAAAUGUUUUUCGUCUUGCUUUUCUUACUUCUACCACUCUACCUUCUCCUGAGACAGAGAAUUUCAGGAAGGUUUCCACCGGGUUCUUUAGGGUUACCCAUCAUUGGCCAAAGUAUCACCUUCCGGCCGCAUGCCAUGCGCAAAAAUACAGAUGAAGAAUGGCUACGGAUUAGAAUAAGAAAAUACGUUCCCGUCUGGAAAACGAGCCUCCUUGGGAAACCAACAGUGUUCCUGUCUGGGGCUGCAAACAAGUUCAUCUACAAUUGUGAUGGUAGCAUUCUUGCCGGUCAGAAACCGCUGUCGGUGAGGAGGAUUUGUGGUCAGAGGAAUAUUUUUGAAUUGAGUGGCCAUGAGCACAAGCGCGUCAGAGGAGUACUGGUAUCACUCUUAAAGCCUGAAGUGUUAAGGCAACAUGUCGGUGAGAUGGAUGAAAGAAUCAGAAAGCAUUUCGAGAUGCAUUGGCAUGGAAAGCAGAAGGUUUCUAAACAUCAAACUGCCUGUCCUCAACAAGAUCUUAUCAACACGUUACUUAGUCUCAGAAAUGAAGACUUUUCAGCAGCAUUAUCUGAUGAGGAAAUUGUAGAUAAUGUUAUCACUGUAAUGAUAGCAGGGCAUGACACAGCCACCGUGCUCCUCACUUUAUUGAUUAGACUUUUAGCAAGUGAUCAAGCUAUUUAUGCAAGUAUAUCUAAAGAACAAGAGGAGAUUGCCAAGAGUAAGGCCUCUGGAGAGCUUUUACAUCGGAUGAUCUUGAAUGUCCUUAAAGAUUUCGAGUACGAAGGGUACCUUAUUCCCAAAGGAUGGCAGGAAAGCGAAAGCAAACCCAAUUUCAAUUCUCAAUCUCGAUUCUAUGAUGCCAUGUGUAUUGAUGAGAAGGAUGGCCCCUACUGGUUUGAGAUUUUAGGACUACGGCAAGUAUAUUACGCGAUAACAUGUGUUCUUGUCACACCUGUCAGCAACAAGAUUCCUGCUGAGCAAGGAGUUGCAGAUUCUUUUUCUUCUUUCUGCCUUGACAUGUCUUAG
Populus trichocarpa (black cottonwood) is the source of this 1032-nucleotide messenger RNA. RefSeq names its product beta-amyrin 28-monooxygenase-like. The record is from RefSeq and is a predicted model, not a curated record. The transcript is spliced from 6 exons. NCBI's taxonomy places the organism in Eukaryota, Viridiplantae, Streptophyta, Magnoliopsida, Malpighiales, Salicaceae. The coding region runs from base 1 to 1032 and encodes 343 amino acids. Gene Ontology annotation, biological process: sterol metabolic process. Gene Ontology annotation, molecular function: heme binding; oxidoreductase activity, acting on paired donors, with incorporation or reduction of molecular oxygen; monooxygenase activity.